GACGCUGCUUAUAAUGAGUCUAAUGAAACACUGGUGUCUCUAAAUGUUUAUGAACUACACACUUCAGAUCAUCUAUCAUAGAUAACCCCAUUCAUCACCAAUGUCUGGUGGAUAAAUACGAUUAAUAACCUGAAAGCGUUCAAGUCUUCUGUGUCCUCUGAUUGGUUAGCUGCUCGGCUCUGUUGUGAUUGGUCGACCGCCUUGAGAUGUGUCGAGUCCAAUGGAGGCGUUUCAGGCAGGACUGUGUGGAAGAGCAACUCCCCCUGGAUGAAACACAGGGAUUUUAGCCUUUGCAGACCAUUUACAUGCACUAAAAACCUAUUAGCACACUACAGGAAAGGGACAACAAAAGGGGCUCUUUAAAUAGUUUCAUUAUAAACAGAUUUGAUGAUUAUUUCCCCACAUUUUACUAACGCCAGUGAGAAUAUCCACAUAUUGCUUGGUCUGUUGGGACACAUGGACUCUACUGUACUGUAGGGCAGUGUACAGACUUUUGGGCAGAGGAUCGACUUUACCACACGCUCUACUUAUCAGCCCAGUUGAGCAGUGUGCAAGAAACACUUUUCGUUCUGCCUUAUUAAGAUAAGAAGGUAUUGUAGUUUUCCUCUGGACAGUUCCCCCGACACGAGUCUGGACUGACGGACGUGAGAUAGAGUAUCUGCCUGCUGACAGGACAGGAUGACCGUGGCCUGCUGUCACUGUACACUGGAAGUCUGGCGUGAUCUGACAGGAAGGGAAGUCGGCUUACUAAACUCUGCAAGCCCUGGUGAUGCAGCUAACCACCGGACUAUAUUUGACUGAUAAUCUACAUGCAGACUUCUCUUACUGAACACAUUUUGACUUUUCAUACAGCAAAAAAAGCAUGUGCGCUUAUAAGGUUUCAUUUGAAGGACAGUUCUGUUUUUUAAGAAAUGUAGGUCAUCUUACUGUGGGUCAAUAACACAAAUAACCACUGGCGCUGGAGAACCGAAAUUGAAUGCACCCAAUUUUGAGGUUUUUAGUAACACCUGCUUGUGUUUGCAUCAGGGAUUAUUAAUACACAGCUCAUUGGUCACAUUAAAUAAGGUAUCCACCCAAGUGUGGUGUUUAUCCAAACAAGAGCACUGUUCAUCAUCAGAAGUCCGUUAUUCGUCCCACGGUACAUUUACUUCUAUAGAGACUAGGGCUGAACGAUCUAUCGUUUUGGACCGAAAAUCGCGAUCUCAGACAACACGAUUUUGGGAUCGUCAAAGCUGCGGUUUUUGCUUGGUGUAUAUUAAUAAUAAUAAUUUCGUCAAUAAUUUCACAUGAAUGCCCAAGGCUCUGUGUCAGCUACCGAUCAGAAAGCUGCAGGCUGCGCGUGACCAGAUCACGUGUUCGCCACCCAAGUCAGUGUGUAGCUUGUCAUUCAAUUUCAAGCAUACUUCCCCACUGACCAUACCGGGGAGAAUAUUGCCAUGGGGUUGAAGGAGUGCUUGGCCAACUGGGGUCUAAAAGAAGAGGCCCAGACGUGCAUAAUAACAGACAACGCUUCAAAUAUGGUCAAAGCAAUGGGACUUAACCAAUGGACCAGACUGCAGUGCUUCGGACACAGGCUGCAUCUUGCAAUUGAAAAUGCUGUCAAAGAUGAGCAAAGAAUCAAACGGGCCACAGGACUUUGCAAGCAGCUGGUUGCGGUCUUCACUCACAGCUGGAAGAAGAAGGCGGCACUAAAACAGGCACAGCAAGACUUGAACCUACCUCAACAGUCACUGGUCACUGAAUGUCCGACACGAUGGGGCUCCCGGCAGAAAAUGAUUGGGAGGGUGUUGGAGCAGAGCAAGGCACUGUGCCAGGUUCUGUCUGAAGACAGGAAGACGCGGCACCUGGUCCUCACUUGGCAAGACACAGAUGUCCUUGAAUCUGUAAACAAUGACCUCGGUCCUCUUCAGGAGUUCACAGACGCCCUCUCAGGUGAGGACUACGUAAGCGUGUCAUACCUGAAGCCAGUGCUCCAUCUCCUCAGAACAGCAACGCUUGCUGAAACUGACCAGGACACGAAUCUCACCAAGGAGAUCAAAUCAAGAGCUCUCCACUACAUUGAAGAGAAAUACAGCGACCCAGUGACACAGGAGCUCUUGGACAUCACAUCCUUCCUUGAUCCAAGAUUCAAGAAGAGCUACAUAAGUGAAGAGAAUGUCCCAUACAUCAAAGACAGAGUGAAGAUGGAAAUGGAACAGGUGGCACAAAAGGAGCAGAGGGCUUGUGUCACAACCCAUCCCAUGCCCCUGAGUGCAGAAGAAGAACCACCAUCCACCUCUACAAAGCGAAAGCGGUCACUGGGCAGCUUUUUCAAGACCAAGGCGGUCCCUGCUUCCUCUACUGUGCAGUUGGAGGAUACCAUUAAAGCAGAACUGGACAACUACCUCAUAACUCCUACCAUUGAUGGAGAGCAAGAUCCACUGGCCUGGUGGAGAGUGCACAAUGUCAACUUCCCAUGGCUUAGCAAGUUGGCUCGUAAGUACCUUUGCAUACCAGCAAUGAGUGCACCAUCAGAGAGACUGUUCAGUGCCAGUGGCAAUAUUGUCACAUGUCAGCGUGCAAGUCUGAAGCCAGCAAAGGUUGACAUGUUGGUUUUCUUGGCCAAAAAUCUCUGAAGGGAUGAAGGGGAAGAUUUAUUGAUUUUUGUUGUUGUUCUUCUGCACCUUACCCUGACAUGUCUUUGUUCCAUUAAAAAAGGUGUUCACUCUUUUUUACUUAUCUUUUGUUUACAGACUAGAUGUUAAAUAAUGUAACCAGUUGGACAUCUUUUGUUGAUGAGGAAAAUGUAUUUUUUUAAUUAUUAUUAUUAUUUAGUUUUACUACCUUUACAUUUCACUUCCUCUUGCCACUUUAUUUGAAGAAGAAGCACAGGUUUCUGAAUACACGGGUUGAAUAUCUGUAACUGCUGCUGAUGUUGAGGUUCAUAAGCUAGCUCCUUUGAGCCAUUUUGCACUACUUUUAAGGUAAGACUUCUUUUUUUGCUCCACUUUGUUGUUACACUGAAACUUGUUUAAAUAAAAAAAAUCGUGGAGAAAUCGAAAUCGCAAUCUCUGCCAGAAAAAU
Molecule: messenger RNA, 3063 nt
Organism: Eleginops maclovinus (Patagonian blennie)
Lineage: Eukaryota; Metazoa; Chordata; Actinopteri; Perciformes; Eleginopidae
Product: E3 SUMO-protein ligase ZBED1-like
Exons: 3
Coding region: 1437-2615 (392 amino acids)
Molecular function (GO): protein dimerization activity
Source: RefSeq, a predicted model, not a curated record